AUGAUUGCCGACCUUUUGGAUAUCCCACCGGAACAGGUCAAAGAACUCACCGCAACUAUUCAUCAAAGAACUCGUGGAAAUGUGUUCUUUGUGAUGCAGUGCCUCCUGUCCUUGACACAAAAGGGACUGCUCAAUUACAACAUGGGGUGUUGUCAAUGGAACUGGAAUCUGCAAGAUAUUCGGUUUGGAUCCACCGCCACCGACAAUGUGGUGGAUCUCAUGAGGGAAAAGUUGGAGCAGUCACCCACCCCUCGGAAGCUCCUUCCCUUGGCGGCCUGCAUUGGUACCACAUUUGAUGCCCAAGUGUUGCAGGCUGUCAUCACGGCUGCUGAUGACUACCCAAUUUUUUUGGAUGUACUCGGAAGUGUCUUUGCCUUGGAACAAAGCGACUUUGGGGGUGACAUUGACAACCAACUCCGCCAGCUUGAAAGUGAGGGAUUCAUUGAAGCUUCCUCGGCAACGAUGUUUUCGUUUUUGCACGACAAGGUUCUCGAAGGAAGCAUUUCACUCAUUCCAAAGGCAAAACUUGAUUACCUGAAAUACACCAUGGGAUACAUUCUCCUGGAGAACCAGGAACGUCUUGAGGCCCAAGGAGUGGAACAGUUGACCUUUCUCUUGGUCAAUCUCAUCAAUCCCCAAAUAGAGCGACUGCCGUCUGAGAAGCAAAUGGCGCUGUUUGAGUUGAACUGGGUUGCUGCCGAAGAGGCUUACGUCGCUGCAGCCUUUCGCCGUUCCGCAGCUGCCAUCUCACUGCUUCCUGAACAACAUUGGGAGACCAUGUACGAAGAGAGUCUCUAUCUGUACACUAUGGCAGCAGAGUCCGAAAUGUGCCUAGGCAACUACGAUCAAAUGAAGUCCUACAGCAAUGUUGUGCUGGCAUUGUUGGACUGUCCCAUUCAGGAUAAGAUUCAUGCUUACCGAAUCAUCAUGGAUGCACAUAUGGCAAACGCUGAAGUUCAGGAAGCUUUGAAUGAAAGCUUGAGUGUCCUGGGAAGUUUGAAGUUUCACUUUCCCAAGACUCUGCUUGGCCCACGGACGUCGGCGGCCGUGGCCAACAUUAGGCUCCACAAGAAAAAGUGGAUGCCCGAUUCCUUGCGGAGAUUGCCAGUGAGCACGGAUCCGGUGGAUGAAGCCAUCUCUAAAUUACAUGACAGUCUGAUCAUGUUUUCCUUGAUUACAUGGCCCGAGGCAUGGCCGCUUUGUAUCAUCAUGGCUUGCCGCCAUGUCAUCGAUCGUGGGCUGACACGAUAUUCUGCUGUUCCGUUUGCAUGGAUGACAGCGAUAAUUCAAAAUGUGUUUAUGGAUUUCCAGUGGGCCAAGGAACACGCCGAGGUGACCUGCUCUCUCAUGGACAAGUUUCAUAACCGAGAGAUUGAAUCGAGAAUUUCCUUGGUGCUCAAUAUUUUUACCACUCACUGGUCCGCACCAAUUCAGCAGUCCGGAAAGGCAUUGGCAAUUGGGUACAAAAGAGGCAUGGAGUGCUGUGACUUGGACAGUGCCUUCUGGAACGCCCACUUUAUCAACGAGUCGGCACUGUAUUCCGGAACCAACCUUGCGUUGAUUGAAAAGGACGUGGAAUCCUACGCCAAGAGCGAGAUGGACUACAAAAUGUUCAAGCACGCGGACUGUUUGAAGAGUGUUUGGCAAUUAGUUUUAAACCUCCGUGGCAGUUCAUCCAACACCACAAUCUUGACUGGCACAGCUCACGACGAAGAAGCGGCAUUGAAGAUGCUGGAAACCUCCAACGAUCUUCAUCACCUCUCCCAUUUGCAAAAGGAUAGGCUGUUUGCGGCUGCCUUCUUUGGUUAUUUUGAAAUGGCGGUGGACCUGGGUUUGUCCACCAUUGAUAUGAUUUGA
Seminavis robusta is the source of this 1857-nucleotide messenger RNA. The record is from the annotation of a GenBank genome assembly. NCBI's taxonomy places the organism in Eukaryota, Bacillariophyta, Bacillariophyceae, Naviculales, Naviculaceae.